AUGGCCUAUCCAGGGCUUCCAGUCUAUGCCUCUAAGGACCUCAUCAAUUGGAGACAUAUCAGCAAUGCCUUGAUUAGACAGUCGCAAAUCCCCGAGAUGGACAGUCGUAGCAUAGGACAACAAGAUGGCCCCCAUGCUCCAACUCUGAGAUAUCGCAACAAGCGCCUCUAUCUGACAACCACUUACCUUCGUCUGGGCAUCGGCCAGUACCCUGAGGUCAAGGUUGUAGUAUAUACUACCUCAAAUCCAUAUGACUCUACAUCUUGGAGCGGUCCGGUCAUCAUGCAGACCUCCGGGCUUGAUCCCGACAUAUUCUGGGAUGAUGAAGGCCAAGCAUAUAUGUCAUAUGCCACUGUUGGUCAAGCAAUCAAUAUUUGUAAUGGUACUGGCGGCCGAAAUGCAGAGGGGCCUCACAUCUACAAAAAGAACGGCUUCUACUAUCUGAUGAUUUCGGAGGGCGGAACAGAACUCAACCACACUGUGACCGUAUCUCGCUCAACAGAGGUUACUGGCCCGUACAACAGCUAUUCUGAGAAUCCAGUCCUAACAAACAAGGAUACCAAUAAGUAUUUCCAGACGGUUGGGCAUGCCGACUUGUUCAAAGAUGACUCCGAUAACUGGUGGGGAAUGGCGUUGGCAACACGAUCGGGACCUAAAAAGGGAAAGUGGCCGGAGAUGCAGCCUGUCCGAGGUCGUAUGAAGGGCCCCCUUCCGCCCAAGUCCAAGAAGUUGCCGGGCUCUGGACCAUUCUACAAUGACGCAGAGCAUAUCGACUUUUCUAACGGAAUCCCGCCUAACUUCGUCACCUGGCGGCCUCAGUGGCGUACUCCAUCCCAGUUCCAGACUUCUCCCACCUUUGACCCGGAUAAUGACAGACUUGCCUUUGUUGCUCGGAAACAGACAAGCACGCUCUUUCGGUUUAGCGUCGACUUGCUCUUCUCACCAGAUCAUAUGAGUUUAGGCGUUGUCAAUCUUGUUUCUUCCCGUGGCAAGCUCACCCCACACCUCCGCUUCCGGAUCGAAGCAUCUGGGAAACCAGGUAUGGAUGCGCCGAAGGCAAAGGUGGUUCCCAUCCCGUCAGACUGGCAGGGCAGCCUCGUCCGCCUCACCGUCUCAACCCCUGAUGAUAAGUCAUUUGUUUUCUCGGCCUCAUGCGUUAAGGACGCAUCUAAGACAAUGGAGCUCGGUCGAGCCAGUGGAAAGAUCGUCAGUGGUGGAAGCGGUCCUUUCGCAGGCGCUUUACUUGGAGUGUAUGCCACUAGCAAUGGUGGCAAAGGGAGCACGCCUGCCUACUUUAGUCGAUGGACAUAUUUGCCUACAGCAUAG
This is a messenger RNA of Fusarium redolens, 1326 nucleotides long. Its product is annotated as glycosyl hydrolase. The transcript has 5 exons. Gene Ontology annotation, biological process: carbohydrate metabolic process. Gene Ontology annotation, molecular function: hydrolase activity, hydrolyzing O-glycosyl compounds. NCBI's taxonomy places the organism in Eukaryota, Fungi, Ascomycota, Sordariomycetes, Hypocreales, Nectriaceae. The record is from RefSeq and is a predicted model, not a curated record. The coding region runs from base 1 to 1326 and encodes 441 amino acids.